Messenger RNA from Mucor mucedo, 2261 nucleotides. RefSeq names its product phosphatidylinositol 3 and 4-kinase-domain-containing protein. The transcript has 3 exons. The annotation marks the transcript as partial. Gene Ontology annotation, cellular component: fungal-type vacuole membrane; lysosomal membrane; plasma membrane. The record is from RefSeq and is a predicted model, not a curated record. Lineage: Eukaryota; Fungi; Mucoromycota; Mucoromycetes; Mucorales; Mucoraceae. Gene Ontology annotation, biological process: endosome organization; Golgi organization; phosphatidylinositol phosphate biosynthetic process. Gene Ontology annotation, molecular function: 1-phosphatidylinositol 4-kinase activity.
UUAAUUUUUUUUUUUAUUGUUGUUCGUCAUCAUAAUAAACAAAUAAGUAAAAAAAAAACUAAAAAUACAUUUAUUGUUCUUUUCCUCUCUUCUUUAAAUGUUUAAAAGUCAACAAGCAACGACCUAUAGUCGUAUUGAACAACAUGACGAUGAUGAGGAUACACCGCAAGAGUUAUUACAACAUCACUCUAAUUCCGUACUCGUAGCCAACCAUCAUGGAGAAUGUAAUGUUGUCCCACUUCUUUCUCAGACAUUCCACACCGCUCAAUCCCCACCUCAUUCACCACGAGCAUCAUUCUCUGCCAUACCAGACGCCACGCGUCGUUUCUUUCAAACUAAGCUACCCAUCGUCUUUCGUAAAGACAUGGCUUCCACAGCUUCUUUCGCUUCUUUGCCAGCUGUCAUCAUUGCCGAUCUUCAAAACGGUAAUCUACCCAUUAUGGACGAUGCAGAGUCAACCAUUGGCGAUCAAGGCUGGACUAUUGUCCACCGUCGUCGUUUCCGUGGUAAACAUGGUAUUGGAGAAACUCGUCAUCCUGCCAAUAUCCAGUCGCCUGUCAAUAAUGCCAUCCUGGAUGAAGAAAUCGAUCCUUCCGACCAAGUCACUUGUUCGGUCUUUGUAAAAUGCGAAGAACAACAAGUACAGCCUCAAUAUACCAUGACCAUGUCACCACUGUAUGACAACCAAAAGCCCGACACGGAUGAGCGGGUAUUCUAUGAUCCUAUACCCGAAACAGAAGAGAAAUUCAACGAUAUUGUACAUACUGUACGUACAGCUAUCGACAGUAAUAUGCAGCCCACACGUAUUAGUCAAGGUUCAAGUGGUUCUUAUUUUUGCCGUAAUAGUUCCGGAAAGAUUGUGGGUGUUUUCAAGCCAAAGAAUGAGGAACCUUACGGUCGUCUCAACCCAAAAUGGACUAAAUGGAUCCAUCGUCAUUUAUUUCCAUGUUUUUUUGGUCGUUCCUGCCUGAUCCCCAACUUGGGUUAUCUCUCCGAAGCCGCAGCAUCCUCCAUCGACCGUAGACUGGGUACACACGUGGUACCCUAUACAGACGUCAUUCACCUGUCAUCCUCUUCCUUUCAUUAUGAUUAUUUAGAUAGACGUUCCACCAACGGAUUACCUCCCAAAAUCGGUAGUUUUCAAUGCUUCUUGACAGAUUAUAAAGAUGCUACUGUUUUCUUUCGAGAUCAUCCAUUUCCCACUUUCACAGAUCCUCAUUCUUCGCAUUAUGAUGAGAACAAUCGAAAAUCCGUGUGGGGUGGAUGUUUAGGAGGACAUGAAGAUCUGUAUCAUCAAGACAAUGAAGAACAGCAACACCACUAUCCACCGAAGAGAGCGAAUGGCACGGCAACAGGAACAACAACGACGGAUACAUCGUUCAAAUGGACUUUCGAACUUCAAAAUCAAUUUAGAAGAGAGUUUGAGCAAUUGAUCAUCUUGGACUAUCUUAUCCGUAACACAGAUCGUGGGUUGGAUAAUUGGAUGGUUAAAUAUUGCCCUCCCAAAGAAGUGGAUGGAACAAUGCAAGCAGGACAUAUUCAUGUAGCUGCCAUUGAUAACGGGCUGGCUUUCCCUUAUAAACAUCCCGAUCAAUGGCGUUCUUAUCCGUAUGGCUGGAUGGCCAUGCCCGAUGCACUUGUUAACCGUCCCUUCACCGAAGCCACGCGUCGACAAUUUUUGGAGGUUCUUUCUGAUCCACUCUGGUGGCGAGAAACCGUACGAGAAAUGCGAUCUCUUUUUGAAAUGGAUGACGAUUUUGAUGAAAAAAUGUUUCAAAAACAAAUGGCUGUGUUGAAAGGCCAAGGUUAUAAUAUCUUGCGUACAUUAAAGGACCCCUCUGCAGGUCCUGUGGAUCUGGUAGGGAUGCAAAGGGUCGUGAUCAACCAAGAGGAAAUCCUGAUCGAAUACGAUCUUAAAAAAUUAGCCAGUCGUGAUUUACAUUCGCCACAAACUACGGUGCGUAGUCCCACUUUGGCUCUGGAUAUCACAGAUGCUCUACCUAAAAAUAGAAGAUUAAGAACACAACGAUCCACCUCGUUUGAUGUGAGUUCCACUAUGAGUUCUCCAUUUUUGGACGAUGAUGAUGAGGAAGAACUAGAUCAACGUGUGCAACAAUUACACAAACUACAGAAGCAACAAAAACAACAAAAACGCUGGCAAGAUAAGAUCAAAAAUGGUCUUUCCAUGGAUUUAGGUGGGCGUGGUUUAUUCGGACAAAAAAACAAGACAAAACGUACUUCCAAUCGAUACCGUGCUUUUG